AAGACUUUAAAUACUGAAAGUUAGUCGUAGGCACUAAAUAACAGAUAAGAUAUUGUUCCUUAUCUAGGGCAGAAGUAUGGAUAAAAGAAAUCAAUUGUUUGCUUAUUUACAUAUUUUCGCAUCCAUUCUGACGUCAUGUUUGGUUGCGUGCGCAGCUCACUCUUCUAUAAACGAGGUUGAAAGCCAAGUAAAAUGUACGUUCGACGCGGGUUUAUGCAGUUGGCACCAAUCUGUCAAUGACAAUUUUGAUUGGACAUUGAUAAGCGGAGAGACACCCACAACUAAUACUGGACCAUCCAAUGAUCACACUCUAGGAACGGCGGCAGGGAAGUAUAUAUUUAUCGAGACAUCUGCUCCUAGGAAGUUGAAUGAGAGAGCGGCAUUGAUGAGUCCCCUCAUAGACACGUGGAACCAUAACUAUAUGUGUUUUUCGAUGUGGUACUUUGCAUAUGGUUCGAAUAUUGGUGACCUAAGGAUCAUUUUGAAACAGUCAAAGUUUGUUAAUAAAACAGAAACGUUAUGGAUAAACAGUUUUCAGGGAUCCUUGUGGAAACAAACAACAGUGUCUAUUUUACCUACUGGUCCGUUUCAGAUAAUCAUAGAAGGCACGGUAGGAAGUGGUUACCUUGGUGACAUAGCUGUUGAUGAUGUUGCAGUAACAGGAGGGAAAUGUUCAAAUGGAACGUCGGGUACGAAUCCAUCUCCAGUAGGAUGAAUAUUUACAAAUUUGCAAUGUUGUCAAUACCCUUAUAAUAAGUGAUCACAUAAAAAGCAGAAUUGUU
Messenger RNA from Mercenaria mercenaria, 782 nucleotides. RefSeq names its product MAM domain-containing glycosylphosphatidylinositol anchor protein 1-like. The coding region runs from base 77 to 715 and encodes 212 amino acids. The record is from RefSeq and is a predicted model, not a curated record. Gene Ontology annotation, cellular component: membrane. The transcript is spliced from 7 exons. NCBI's taxonomy places the organism in Eukaryota, Metazoa, Mollusca, Bivalvia, Venerida, Veneridae.